This is a messenger RNA of Cygnus atratus (black swan), 1008 nucleotides long. It is a transcript of the gene RANBP1, whose product is annotated as RAN binding protein 1. Gene Ontology annotation, cellular component: cytoplasm; centrosome; nuclear pore. The record is from RefSeq and is a predicted model, not a curated record. Gene Ontology annotation, molecular function: GTPase activator activity. Gene Ontology annotation, biological process: positive regulation of mitotic centrosome separation; nucleocytoplasmic transport. Bases 116 to 745 code for a protein of 209 amino acids. NCBI's taxonomy places the organism in Eukaryota, Metazoa, Chordata, Aves, Anseriformes, Anatidae. The transcript is spliced from 6 exons.
UUCCCAUCGGGCCUUGCGGCGGCGCGGGCCGCGGGCAUGAGGUAAAGGCGGGAGGGGCGGGGGCGCGCGGCAGGAAGCGCGGCGGCGGCGAGCGGAGCGCAGCGAGCCCGGGCCCAUGGCGGACACCAAGGAAACACAUGAGGAGCACGAUACUUCUACUGAAAAUGCAGAUGAUUCUAACCAUGAUCCUCAGUUUGAGCCUAUAGUUUCCCUUCCUGAGCAAGAAAUAAAAACUCUGGAAGAGGAUGAGGAAGAGCUCUUUAAGAUGCGAGCAAAACUUUUCCGAUUUGCGUCUGAGAAUGACCUACCAGAAUGGAAAGAACGAGGAACUGGUGAUGUAAAACUCCUGAAACACAAGGAGAAGGGAACAAUUCGCCUCCUCAUGAGGAGGGAUAAAACCCUAAAAAUCUGUGCAAACCAUUACAUCACACCCUUAAUGGAGCUGAAGCCUAAUGCUGGAAGCGACAGGGCAUGGGUCUGGAACACACAUGCUGACUUUGCAGAUGAAAGCCCCAAGCCUGAACUUCUGGCAAUCCGUUUUUUAAAUGCGGAAAAUGCGCAGAAAUUCAAGGCCAAGUUUGAAGAAUGCAGGAAUGAAGUAGACAAGAGAGCAAAGAAAGCAGGCACAGACAAAAAUGAUAGCGCUGACAAAGUUGCUGAAAAACUAGAAGAGCUUUCUGUAAAGGAAGAGAGCAAAGAAGCUGAGAAGAAAGAGACCAAGGAAAAAAAUGAAGAAAAGCAAUAAAUCAUCCUGGGCCUUGCAGUUUUUCCUUUAUAAUUUUUUUCUUCCUUUUUUCUUUUUUUUUAAUUUUUAUUUUUACAAGGGACUUUAUAAGGAACUGAAUUCAAUGUUCAGGUUAUUUUUUCUAAGCUUUUGCCCUUUUGAAGAUGUCUUCAGAAAAUCCAUUCCCCAGUCAUGAAAAUGUACUGUGCUAACUUUCUUUUCCAUAGUGGAAACACUUAUUUAUGGUCAUCCAAAAGAGUGAAUAAAACAAACUUGAAACAGCA